CCACAACCUAUCACAUCAUUUCUUCAACUCUCAAAGAAAACAGGGGAAACAGAGCAAAAAAACAGAUACUUGAAAAAAAAAAAAUUUUCGGAAAAGCAGAAAAAACAGAGAUAUUUUUUUCUUUUAAUUUUUUGGGAAAGGCAGAAAAAUAGAGAUACUAGGAAAAACAUUUCCUUUGUUUGAUUCUGAUAUACAAAGAAAAAUAGCUGAGAAGAACCAGCAAGGGCAUCCCCUGGCUCCGGCGAAUGGCUACCCGAGGAGAUCUUUGGAACAGUCGCUGUUGCUUAAAUGAGAUUGAAGGCUUUGAUCACUCAAUAGUAAAUACUACUUUAGGUGCAUGUGGUGAAUUACCGGUUCCAAAAGAGGGAUCCUGUCUGCCCUUUCCUAUCUGGCAGUGUGGUGAGAUUGAGGAGCUCAGUGAGAUAUUUACUUUAUUGGAGUUUGAUUGCUCAAAACCAAUUACUCCACGUUAUGGACAAGUGCAGAUUGAUUGGGUGAUGGAUGCAGACAAUGCAAUUGUGUUGUCAACUGGGCCGGAUCACAGAUAUUGGAAGCAGGGGGUUAAGCUUCUGGCUAAGCCUGUAGCAGUUGGACUACAAAGAUCCGAAUGCACAUCUGAAUCAGUUUCUGCAGUAGUUGAAGCAACAUUUAGUCCUGCCUGCGGUGAGCUCAUAAUCAAACACGUUUUCUCAUGAUUUCUGUGUGUUUUAGGAGAGCACUUGAGUUUUGACCAUUUUUUCUGGCCGUCCUUGAGUCGGACUUAAUCUCUAAAUUAUCUUAUAUUUAUCCGAGUGAAAUUUCCAAUUACAGCUGCUAACUUGUGAAAAUAACCUGUUUUAAUAUUUUGGGAAAUGUUUGCCGAGUGCUGCUACCACUGCAUUCUUCUAAUAUUUAUUUUUAUAAAAACAAGUUAAAUUU
This is a messenger RNA of Rubroshorea leprosula, 918 nucleotides long. Lineage: Eukaryota; Viridiplantae; Streptophyta; Magnoliopsida; Malvales; Dipterocarpaceae. The record is from the annotation of a GenBank genome assembly.